Molecule: messenger RNA, 2505 nt
Organism: Aplysia californica (California sea hare)
Lineage: Eukaryota; Metazoa; Mollusca; Gastropoda; Aplysiida; Aplysiidae
Product: cell wall protein DAN4
Source: RefSeq, a predicted model, not a curated record
UUUGCCAUGAAAAAUAGAUAGUGAGAUAGAUAGAUAGAGAAAUGAUAGUCAGACAGAGAUACUUACAGUUUACAAAGGUGUUUGUUUUGGUAUCUCCACAGGUGUUGUAUAAUUCUCCAACUAUGUGAGCCGCUGAGUAGACUGACCACUGACCCAAGCAUCAGGAGAAUACAACUUUGAACAACUUAGGACAAUUUUGAACAACUUUGUGAACGACUUUGGACAACUUUGAAGAAGUUUUGACUGCUUUCGACAACUUUCGACAACUGUGAAAACCUUUGAACGAAUUUAGACAUCUUUAGGCGACUUUGAACAACUUUAGACAACUUUGUGAACAAUUUUGGACAAUUUUGGGCAAUUUUGAACUACUUUGAACGACUUUAGACCAAUUUGGACGACUGUGGACAACUUUAGACAACUUUGUGGACAACUUUAAACAACUUUGGUCAACUCUGAACAACUAGGACAAUUUUGAACAACAUUGUGAACAACUCUUGGCAACUUUGGAUAAAGUUGUGAACAACUUUGGACGACUUUGAACAACUUCGGACAAUUUUGGACAACUUUGGAUAACUGUGGACAACUUUGGACAACUUUGGACAACUUUGUGAACAACUUUGGACAACUUUGUGAACAACGUUUGACAACUUUAAGCAACUUUGGACAACUUUGUGAACAACGUUUGACAACUUUAAGCAACUUUGUGAACAACGUUUGACAACUUUAAGCAACUUUGGACGAUUUUGAGCGAUUUUGUUGACAACUUUGAACAACUCCAAACAAACAAACACUGCAAGAAGCAGAUUUUUCUUGAGACUGCUGACCUAAACAAAGAUAUCCAAAGAAUAAAGAAGUCAAACAAAACAAAAAAGUGAAAGAAAAACUAACAAGCAAACAAUUGCAAUCUAUCGUCUGCAGAGACCGACAAAAUGUCUUCCUAUGUGGACACCCUAAUGACGUCACUGCUCGUGUGUGUCUUGGCCUUGACCUUGACCUGUCCCGUGAGGUCCACUACAACUACAAUACCUGCAGCAGCAACAACAGAAACAGCAACUACAACAACAGCAACAACUACUAUAGCAAUAACAACAGCGACACCCACCCACACUACAGAUGCUGUAGUUUCCGAGACUGGCGGGGGAGACAUGGUCCCUGCAGGGAACACCACAGACAUACCACGUGACUUGUCUACCACCACCACGCCACGCGACACUCUCACAACCACGCCACGUUACAUGUCCUCAACCACUGCGUCACGUGACCUGUCCACCUCCACGUCACGCGACACACCCACCAGCACAUCGCGCGACAUUUUCACUACCACGCCACUCGACACGACGACCUCCACGUCACGUGAUAUUUUCACCACCACCACCACGUCACGUGACAGAAACCGCCCUCCCGCGCCCAUCCCCGCCCCCACACAGACCCACGUAACAAGCCACCACUCCGCGGCCCCUCACGCAAACACCAGCGGCAGUCAGCACACAGCACCCGGAAGGUUCGAACCUGGACCCACAGCAGCCGGCGCCUCUACCGUGACGUCAUCCGCGGCCGCCCCGCCCCCUGGUGUAAGGGGCACAACCACGACUACUACGGCCACCAGUGAGGAGGCGAUGGACACACGAGCUACUUCCCCUGGCGUAAGGGACAUAACCACGACUACCAGUGUCAGUAAGGCAAGGGGCACACAAGUUGGCUCCCCUGCUCUCCCACUCGGCGACCCCGUCCCCACUGACGGUUGGAAGGACACGACGUCCAGUGACCCAUUGGAGGACGCUUCUCGUCUUCAUGGCAACGCCACGGGUGAGGGGGACGCUUCUCGUCUUCAUGGCAACGCCACGGGUGAGGGGGACGCUUCUCGUCUUCAUGGCAACGCGACAGGUGAGGGUGACGCUUCUCGUCUCCAUGGCAACGACACAGAUUGGGAGGACGCUCCUCGUCUCCCUGGCAACGCCACAGAUGUCCGUGUGGGCGAGUCGAGAGAUCCUGACGCGGCUUUGUUCAACACGACGGUGAGCUGGAACACGGAAGGGACAGGUUCGGAUCCCAGGAGCAGUAGAGCCGUCAACGAGGACUUGGGGGGAAGUGACGGCAUGAGCAGUGACUCAACCACGGGACGCAGAACGGGCGUAGGCUUAGGCUUUGUCGUAGGCACUCGGGGUAGCUCUCCGGCGAGGGGCGAGGGUGGUGGGGAGGAUGAGACGACUACUACAGCCGGGGUGGGAGGUGAGAGUGAGGGCGGAGUGAAAGAAGGCGAGCAUAGAGGAGAGGUUAGAGUGAGAGAAAGUGAGACAAGAGGGUUUGAAGUGAGCUAUAGCACACCUGCCGGGCUCAGGAUCGUGGGCACUAUGGUUAUGUUGGGCGUGCUGGCAAUGGCGGGGUUGUUGCUGUGUUCCUGUUCUAUUUAUAGACAAUGGCGGGCAGAUAGGGUCAAAGGUCACGUGGGAGGGGGCAAGGAGGGGGAGGGGGAGGUAGAGGAGAUGGCUGCACUGACGAAAUAUA